AUGUCUGAGAAUCAUGAUGAGUCCUCUAAUGAUUUAAAUCUAGUGGAAAAUGGUAUACAAUUGGCCUUAGAUCCAAAUCUCAUCACAUUGCCGCUUCAUGGAUCCGUUUCAUCGCCGCUGACCAACGCACCUAAUAGUAAUGCUCAAACAUCAGAAAAUGGGAAUCCUGAUCAGAUGGAUGUUGAUUCCGAACCUGCUCAAGGUAAUAAUAACGCAGGCCAAUCAUUGAUAAACAAUCCAUACGGAUUGUUUGGUCAAAUGCCAUUAGAACAUUUAAUUCCCCUUGUGUUACAACAGAAGGGACCUGGAUUCAAAUUUGCAGAUCUUUCAGAAGAUGCACUGGAAGAAGAAAUUGAAAAGGAUAAAUCUGGUGGUGAUGAAGAUGCAAGGCCUGAUUUAAUGGAUGUUGAUCCUUCGGAAAACCAAGUUGAAGAAGUACCGCCAGAGGCAGUUGAAGAAGAUAACCAAGAAACAACCAAGGAUGGCGAAAAGGAAGAGGAAACAAUUACACAGGAGCAAUUCGUAAGGAUGAGAAGAGAAAUGGUAGAACACAUUAAUAUUGCUAUGAAUGAAUCCUCACUAGCUUUAGAAUUUUUAUCGCUUUUACUUUCAUCUGUAAGAGAGUCAGUAGCUCUAAGUUCAAUGUCACCAUUCCUCAAAAAGAUUGUCCCAGUGGCAUCGUUAAAUAGUGAUAGGGUUUCAUCAGAACCGAAAACUGUGGAAGAUCAAUUGACUAUGCAGGUUAUUGAUAGAGGUUGGAAAAUAAGAUGUCUUAACGAAUCCAGGACACUCUUAAAGGAGAACCAUUCGAUGUUGGAAGAAAAACUGAAAAACGAACAUAGGUACUGGAAAAAGAUUUCACAAUACAUUAGUAACAAAGAUGUUAUUUUCAAAUUAAGGGAUAAAAGCACAGGUCUGCGAUCUCUUGGUGUUAAAUACGGAUAUGAAGAUUCUGGAUCCACUUACAGGCUUGAUAGAGGUGUUGCGAUUUUGAAAACAAACCCUGAAACUAAUACAUUAGAAUUGGUACCCAUUACAGGUGAAAACUCGCCAUCACCUCAUAAUGAAAAAUUCAUCAGAAUUCGAAUAUUUACCAAGAUUGAAUUUGAAGAUGAUUACAUUUUAUCGGGGGAGAGUUCAGUCGAUAACGUUUUCCUCAAUAGUGAUUCAUCGGGUAAAAAAGAUCAAGAAGAUAUUAGGAGUCAAAUUGAAAAAUUGAAAGCAUUAAUCUUUGAGCAAGAAUUGAUGUAUCAAUUGAGAAGAGAGUGUGCACAACUAAUCUCAUAUGGUGUCACUAUUGAAAAUGAGAAAAAAGUUGUCAUAGAACUACCGAAUGAAAAAUUUGAGAUCGAACUGGUUUCCUUGGAUGAUGCUUCAGUGGUAAAUCAUGAGCAAGAUGCACCAAAGAUAAACGAUAGAAGGGCUAAUUUGAUGUUAAUCACAGUGAGAAUGCUCCUCGUUGUCAUGUUCAAGAAAAACCUAAGACAAAGACUGACUUCAUCCACCAGAAAUUCACAUUUAAAUGUGGACAAGGAUAUCCUAUUGAUAAGGCCACUACUGGGUAAGAUGAGGCAUCAAAAUUAUAAAUUAUUAUUGAGAAAGAUUUUAAAGACCCAUGUGUUAGAUGUAGUGGAAACUUCAACAUUUUCAGAGACUGUUGUUCAUCCACCAAGGCAUGAGAAUGCUGAUGAUGUCAAUUUGGACAUCCAUAUUGCCAAGUUGAACCAAGAGAUUAGCACUUUUGAUCGACUUCUUACCACAUGUAAAACUCAAUUUGAUGUUAAAUUGGUCAAUGAAGAUAAGCUAUCCCUGACUUUAGAGAGCCCUAACUACUGUAAUUUAGCCGUUAGAGUUCUCUACCAGAAUGCAUCUAAAAAUGUGUCCUUCGAUACCAGAUUUUCGGAGUUCAAAGAAGUGGAAGAAAUCUUACACUUUAUUGUUAACGAGUACAUUAAGAAAACCUGA
Molecule: messenger RNA, 1965 nt
Organism: Zygosaccharomyces rouxii
Lineage: Eukaryota; Fungi; Ascomycota; Saccharomycetes; Saccharomycetales; Saccharomycetaceae
Gene: SRB4
Product: Srb4p
Exons: 1
Coding region: 1-1965 (654 amino acids)
Biological process (GO): regulation of transcription by RNA polymerase II
Cellular component (GO): core mediator complex; mediator complex
Molecular function (GO): transcription coregulator activity
Source: RefSeq, a predicted model, not a curated record